Protopterus annectens (West African lungfish) is the source of this 3210-nucleotide messenger RNA. RefSeq names its product adhesion G protein-coupled receptor E2-like. Gene Ontology annotation, biological process: cell surface receptor signaling pathway; adenylate cyclase-activating G protein-coupled receptor signaling pathway. The record is from RefSeq and is a predicted model, not a curated record. Lineage: Eukaryota; Metazoa; Chordata; Ceratodontiformes; Protopteridae. Bases 196 to 3114 code for a protein of 972 amino acids. Gene Ontology annotation, molecular function: calcium ion binding; G protein-coupled receptor activity. Gene Ontology annotation, cellular component: membrane. The transcript is spliced from 21 exons.
UUUGAAGGUGGUUCAUGUCACAUUGUCUAGGCGGUCAGUUUUGUACACUAGUGCAUGCUGGCUAUAUACAUUCGUAAAUGAAUUUACUCAAGUAGUGUCAUUCUGCCUCUGAAUGAGGAACUGCAUCUGGCUUGAAGUGCUCAAGCUGUAUGCAAACCGUGACCCCUGAUGUCAACAUUGUGAUGUUGAAACGUGAUGCUUAUUAAUCUGAAACUACACUUCUUCACUCAGACUAAGCACAGAAACAUGGAUAAGACAAUCUUCUUUAUGCUCUGGGUUAUCUUUGGCAACAUUGAACUGAUCCAGAAUGUACAUGGACAAGCAUCCUGUUCAUCUAGUCCAACUACGUUUUUAACAUCAGCAGAUGACUAUUGUGAGCCGUGCUGGAUAGGAUAUGAAGGAAAAUGCUAUAACUUAUCUACUAACACAAAAAGAUGGCAGAAUGCCUUUUUGGAUUGUGUAAAGAAGAACUCAAGUCUUAUUGUCAUUAACAGCAAGGAAGAACAGAGCUUUUUGAAAAAUCUGACAAAUUCACUGGGCUCCUGGAUUGGUCUUCGCUCUAAGGCUGGAACCUGGCAAUGGGUAGAUGGAUCUGUCUAUAAUGCCUCAUCAGUAUUUUGGGAAAAUGGUUAUCCAAAAAUCAGUGCUGGACAAACAGACAAAUGUGUACGCAUUUCAGCAUCUGGUGAAUGGAGUGAAGACACAUGCGGAAUACUUCAUUAUUUUGUUUGUGAAAAAGGUGCUAAUGUACAUACUGUGAACAAUAUAUGCCCUAAAAAUGCAGAAAGUCACAACACCAAUGGAAGUUUUUAUUGCACAUGUAAACCUGGAUUUAAGACGAAAUCAGGGAUAAUAAGCUUUACUAGUCCACAAGAGAUAUGUGAAGAUAAUAAUGAAUGUGACAACUCCAGCUGGUGUCCUGUCAACACAGAAUGUUACAACACCAUUGGAAGUUACUAUUGCAAGUGCAAAUCAGGAUUUCUACCUCAAGGAGGGGAAAGGAAUUUUACUGAUCUGUCUGAGAUCUGUAAAGAUGUCAAUGAAUGUGUUACCUCUAACAGUUGUCCUUAUAAUGCACAAUGUCACAAUACUGAUGGAAGUUUCUACUGCACGUGUAAUUCUGGAUUUGUGUCGCAGUCAAGGGAAGUUAACUUCACUAAUCCAGGGGUGCCUUGUGAAGAUUAUGAUGAAUGCAAUGCCUCCAACGUAUGUCCUCUCAAUGCAGAAUGCCACAAUACAAUUGGAAGUUUUUUCUGUGUGUGCAAAUCUGGAUUUAAGACUCAGACAGGAGUGACUAAUUUUACUAGCCCACAAGCAGGAUGUAAUGGUCAGCCAUGCCGCUGUUGCCCUGAGUCUCAGAGUCCAGGUGAUCAGCAAUGUUCUACUGUAAAUCUCGUUCUGAAAGAAACAAGUCAGGGGAUAAUUAACAGAUUGUCCAAGGCUAGACUAAAUACUACGACUUCUAAAGACGAGAAAAGACAACAACAAAAAGAAGUAACAAAACUACUAAUGGAUGUGGAAAAAUCUGUCUUGAAUGAUAUAUUGUCAUCACUGAAUUCAAAUGGAAAACAAGAACAUACAAUAAUACAUCAUACGAAUAAUACCGUUAUUGUUGCCCAAUUUGUGCCAUUUGAUAGCAGCAAACCCGAUGAAAAUGUGAGCCUAACUGCAGAAAGUACCACUAUGACCAUUAGGAAAAGCACAAUGACUGAAGGAACAGAAGGAGGAGUCCCUCCUGUUGCUGUGCUGAUAUCAUUCCCUGGAUAUGACAUUGAAUCUGUUCUCUCUGGUGGUAGUGUAGGUAAUAAGGACACAGGCAAUGUGAAAUAUGAGAUGAAUUCAAAAGUAAUUGCUGCAACAAUUUCAAGCAAAAACAAGAAGAAUCUGAAUCAUCCAGUAACUUUUACAUUUCAUAAAAUAAAGACUGAAGAAGAUAAGCUGCAAACAUCUACCUGUGUCUUCUGGAAAACCGACGACACAAACAGAAGCUACUGGUCGACUGAAGGAUGUUUUCUUUCUAAUGAAGGCUCCAACAGAACCCAUGUGACAUGUGAAUGUAACCAUUUAAGCAGCUUUGCUGUCCUGCUGGCACAUAUAGAUAUCGAUGAGAAGCCACUUACAAUAAUUUCCUACAUUGGACUUACCUUCUCAGUUAUUUGCUUGACCAUUUCAGUUGCGACAUUUUGGUUCUGUAAGUCCAUUCAGAAUGCAAGCACCACUCUCCUCCUCAACCUUUGUAUCUGCCUGCUCAUAGCGGAUAUUCUUUUCCUUUUUGGCAUCACCCAAACAAGAUACGAGACACUUUGCAGAGUUAUUGCAGCUUUCCUCCAUUACUUUCUCUUGGCUUGCUUCUCCUGGAUGCACCUGGGUGCACUGCAGCUCCACCUUAUGGUACAAAACCUUAAGGCAGUCAAAGCCUUACGAACUCACAUCAUUCGAAGCAAAUACAUGUAUCCUGUUGGUUAUGGAGUACCUGCCAUUAUUGUGGCUAUUUCUGCUGCUGUCUUUCCUCAUGGAUAUGGAAGAAAAAAUGUAUGCUGGCUGAGUCUGAAAAGAGGUUUUCAUUGGAGUUUUGUAGGGCCUGUGUGCUUUGUAAUCUUGAUGAAUGUAAUUCUGUUUGCCAUAACUAUUCAUAUGUUGAGAGAGAAAUUUAUGUCACUCAACAAAGACAUAUCAACCAUCAAGAAUACAAAAAUGCUUCUAUUUAAAGCUAUUGCUCAGUUCCUUGUUUUGGGGUGCACAUGGAUAUUUGGUAUCUUCCAGUUUCAAGAAGCGACCCUUGUGAUGUCAUACCUCUUCACAUUACUGAACAGCUUCCAUGGAGUCUUUAUAUUUUUACUCUACUGUGCUGCUAAUAAACUGGUUAUGGAUGAGUACAAAACUUUGCUACGAAGAAUCUUCAGAAUAAAGAAGAAAGACAAAGAAAGAGAAACAUCCACCACCACCACCACCACUGCCAUGGCAGCAACUACAUCACCAAAACGUGCUGUAACCACCACCACUAGUAUCACGGCAACAUGUCCAUCACCAAAACAUACAAAAGAAGCUCGUGUAUCAGAAUGGAUAAAAGAUACACCAAGUACAUCAGAAAAGGAUGAUGACUCAAAGCUCUGAAACAAGUGACAUAUAUAUGUACAUUUUAUUUAAUGUUUCUCUGCUCAAAACUGUAAUAUGUUUCUGUAUUUUAGCUGCAGUUUUAUCACUGCCUUU